Molecule: messenger RNA, 173 nt
Organism: Cylicostephanus goldi
Lineage: Eukaryota; Metazoa; Nematoda; Chromadorea; Rhabditida; Strongylidae
Source: the annotation of a GenBank genome assembly
AUGGUUCCUGAACCCGCUGGUUUGGCGACGAUGAUGGCGUCGCCAGAAGCGUCACCAUCGACGUCCCGAGACGAAUGUUGGUAUAUGGAGAAGGCUGGCCGUUUAUUCGGCUACGAUGAGAUUAUCGCACCAUGGGCAACGAAACGCUAUAGCCUGUCAAUAGAAGGGUAAGU